This is a messenger RNA of Filobasidium floriforme, 1826 nucleotides long. Its product is annotated as oligosaccharide biosynthesis protein Alg14 like-domain-containing protein. Gene Ontology annotation, cellular component: UDP-N-acetylglucosamine transferase complex. The transcript has 12 exons. Lineage: Eukaryota; Fungi; Basidiomycota; Tremellomycetes; Filobasidiales; Filobasidiaceae. Gene Ontology annotation, biological process: dolichol-linked oligosaccharide biosynthetic process. Bases 35 to 1765 code for a protein of 576 amino acids. The record is from RefSeq and is a predicted model, not a curated record.
UACCCACGUAGAAAUACAGAUAGCCAGGGCGACCAUGUCACCUUCCCACUCUUCAUCGUGGACGGGGAAAUCCGUGCUACUCAUCGGUAAAGAUGGAGAGGUGGACCAGAUCGCGGAGACUCUAUCUUUAGCUGGUUGCCGGGUGACCGUUGCGAUCUUCCCCUCCCCCUCCUCCUCCUUCUCCUCCUCAGCAAGCCCAUCCCAAACCCCCACCGCUACUAUUACCAACAAAGAACCGCAGCACAGAGAGACCUUCCACUUCCACCUAGACUCGUACGACACCCUAGUCAAAGCUUUCCAAAAGACACGUAAGAGGGAAGGAUAUGUGGAUAGGGUCGUCUUGUGGGUUCCUGGGGGGGUUGGCGGCCCCCUAGUAAAAGACAACAACACCCAACCCCCCCCACUCCCCAAGCUCGUCGCAUGGGUAAUCAAGCUCGCAGCUUUUGAGUUCCGGUAUGAUGGACGUCCGAUCGUCCGAGUCCGUGGAGGACUAGGAGGUGAAGGAGAGUUGGGGAGGGGAGAGGUCGGGUUGGUCGUGCCUUCACCGGUCUCGAGGAAUACGGUCCUAGAUCCUGUGGAUGCGGCAUCAGCGAAUAGUAUUCUUGGGAUCACUAGGAGUGUAGCAGGACAAGCUACUCUGGACGGGUUCAAGUUGUGGACGCUUUGUCCCGAAGAACCGGAGUCUGUGGAUGAUGUUGUGAACAUUCAGCGUCUUGUCAAGGAUUUCCAUGAGGUUCUGGAUAGGCAACAUGAUCGACCGUUGCCGUCCGUCGAACAGAAUGCGCCGGUAUACAUUUCCUCGAGUGACGGCCUGAAGCUCAUCGAUCGACCGGACAACGAGCUGAACAAGGCUGAAGCGUAUAAACGGCUUGGCGAAAGAGGGGCCUUUGCCAUGGCGCUGGGCACACGGAUCCGGGACGCCAUCAUCUCGUUCACUCUGACGGCGGAAAAGCUCAACGUGGUUCCUGCGACGCUCGCCGCAUGCGUCUUCGGGGCAGCCAUGCUGUUCUACAUCUACUCUUGGUUGAAAGGCUGGGUCGGUACGCCCAGAGUCUUUUGGCUCGCUCUCGGAGUUGGUCUAUGGAAGAUCGGGUUGAGGUUCGUGACUUUGGGACCAAAGAGUCCUCUCACGAGGGAUGGGAAACGACCUACGGCAGUCUUUCUCGGAUCUGGCGGGCAUACGAGCGAGGCUUUACAGUUGCUCUCUGCUCUGGACAUGCAAAUGUAUACCCCAAGGACCUAUAUCAUCUCCAGUGGAGAUUCGAUGAGCGUGGAAAAGGCCGUGGCGUUCGAAAAGAGCCUGAACACCGGUCAGGCUGAAGGGAAAAACUACAGGUUCAUCGAGUUGCCCAGAGCGAGGAGGGUCGGGCAGUCUUACGUCUCGUCCGUCUGGACGACGGUCUUGUCGUUCAGGACCGCCUUUCGGUUGUUGACGCUCGAGCCGUUGAGGAAUGGUGGUCGGGAGUCCUGGGACUUGAUGCUCGUCAACGGACCGGGGACUUGCGUGGUCGCGGCGAUCGCGGUGAUGUUACCCAGAUUCCUCGGUCUGUUUUCACCUCGAGUGGUCUACGUCGAAUCUUGGGCACGGGUCAAAUCGCUCUCUCUAAGCGGCAAAAUUCUCAAGCGCGUCGUAGACAAGUUUGUCGUUCAGUGGGACGAGGUCGACAGAUGUGCGCCUACGUGGAAUUCGAGGUCGGGGGAGACUCCGCCUGAGGGCAAGGCCAAAAAGACGGACCUUGGGGAAUAUCACGGGUGGUUGAUCUGAACAGCGGGAAAAAGCGGGAGCUACGUUUCUUUCGGGAGUCAUGCGCAUUCCAUGUCGAACA